AUGUCUUCAUCCGUUGUGUAUCCCUCGCAUCUUCGCCCAUUUCCCCCUUCUCCAGCAUCGUCCACGAGAUAUCCGCAGCCGCAUAUACGUCCACCUCUGAACUCGCGCAAGGUAUUAUACACCUCUCCGGCCCACGAAGCUGCCCUCUUCACGGGUGGUCUUCGUACGCCGCCAGCCGAGGACAACAUGAGCACCGCCUACCAGAACCCGCCGCUAUCCAACACCUACAACAACCAUGUGGCUCUUGCGAGGCAGCCAAGUGUGCUAAUGCAGACGGGUCGGACGGGAGGAGGAGUGUCUUACGAUGCGGCCACCAUUCCAUUCACGAGAACGCAGCCGCAACAUCAACAGCAACAGCAACAGCAACAGCAACAGCAACAGCACCUGCCCCAGCACCAGCAGAACCACCAACCUCAGUACCCUCAGUACUCACAACCCCUCACUGCCUCGACUCUCGCGUCGCAAUCGAAAUCUGCCUCAUCGCGACACUCGACACGGCCCUCGUCACCCGCAUCGACUGGGACCCUUAGUGUACACUCGGAAGGUACCGUCUCUCGGAGGGAUUCAACCAUGGUGAUGCACAGCCUGCAGCUGCCAUCCUGCAUCAGCCCGAAUGGUGGCAACUUGGACGAAUUUGCUGCGAUGAUGACAUGUUUCUUCUGGUUCGAGACCAUGGAUACGAUACAGAGCGCCGAGCACAUAAGCAGCCGUCGACCAUCCGAUCCCAUUCCUCGACUGUCCAGAUACACCGAACCGUGUGAAUCAUACAAAAAAUGGGUCCACAGCGUCCUGUCGACAACCCAAGUCACGCAGAAUGUAGUUCUGCUGGCGCUGCUAUUCGUGUACCGGCUGAAGAGAACAAACCCCAAGGUCAAUGGCAAUCCGGGCAGUGAAUACAGGCUGUUGACGGUGGCACUGAUGCUGGGUAACAAGUUCUUGGACGAUAACACCUACACGAACAAAACCUGGGCUGAAGUUUCAGGCAUCUCGGUCAAGGAAAUUCACGUGAUGGAGGUAGAGUUUCUUAGCAACAUGCGCUACGGCCUAUUGACGUCCAAGGAGCAAUGGCAAGAUUGGUUGAAGAAGCUAGCGUGCUACCACGACUACUGCGAAAGAGCAAAGAUGGAGGAGCGAAUCCGACAGACGCAGCCGCCUAUUCACCUGUCAUCGCCAACACAUGGCAGAUUUACAUCACCACUACCUUCACCCACCAGCAUCCUGCCCUCGACGAUGCCGGGCUCGUCCUCGUCCCUCGCAGCGCCUUACACACCGAGCCAGAAUUGGCAAGGUUUCUACCACCCGACACCGUCCAUUUCUCCGCUGGCUGCGAAACCGAGCCUAGGACAUCCUCUCGUGCGGAAGCGAAGCCUGGAAGGUGGCGAUGCCAUGGAGCCAGCCCCGAAGAGAGCUCCUCGCCAAUCUGCUAUGGGAAUGGUUCAUUCAGCUCGGCCGACCCCUAUUCGCGCCGAUUCGGGACGCUCAUCGGUGCCUCAGCUUACACUGGACACGAGUCAAAUUGCGCCACCGACUACAUACGGCUUCUCGUCGCAGCCCAUCAUCUCUCUGCCUCCCCUAGACCCGAACGUCAGAGCGAUGUCGACCGUGUAUCCCACGGUAGCGACGUCUUGGGUACCGCAAGGUUCCACCAUGGCAACGUGCGGGCCACAAACACCGUCAUACGCCAUCCCAUCGAAUUAUGGGACGCCUUCUAAGCGACAUAGUCCGACUGGUAUGCCAAUGUUUGGUUCGUCGCCGCUGACUGAGCACUUUGCGUCACACACACCGAUAUCCAACUCGCCCUCGGUCUAUCUGCAGCAGCGAGCAAGUCCAUACAAGCCGGUUCGGCGGGUGAACACGCUUCUUAAUCCUCCUCCUUCGAUGCCCCUUAGCGAAUACCACAUGGGCUCGAACCACAUGCACUACCAACCAUUAGGCCGACGCAACGACCUCCGAUCUGGUAUAGUGCCGGAAUUUCUGCCGGGAUAUGGCAAUCCGCGGCCUCCAGUUCAACAUUACCAUCAAUGA
Messenger RNA from Anthostomella pinea, 2025 nucleotides. The record is from the annotation of a GenBank genome assembly. NCBI's taxonomy places the organism in Eukaryota, Fungi, Ascomycota, Sordariomycetes, Xylariales, Xylariaceae.